AUGGCGAGGCUUAUUGACGAGUCGCAAAAGGAUCGAGCAUGGGAACAUUAUGCCGUAUACAAAGAUUGGUUCAUCAGGAAUAUCCUUCGACCAGAUGAGACAAGGACCAUAGUAGUGUUGCCCAUUGAGGAGCUCGAGCCGCGUUACAGGGAUGUACCGCCAGAUCAGCCUGUCGAAACCCCGAAAGGGAUUAGCGUCUUAUAUCUGAGUCCCACGCUGGGCGCACCAGAGAUUGUGGUUCCAGGCAAGCAUUUCAAAUACUGCCAAAAGCUCUCGCUAACCUUUACAGCUGGACAAAUUCCAUUCAAUUCGCGUAUCACUGGGCAACAAGAGUAUCUGCCCAUGGCAGUGUCUUUGCUGGGAGCCCCAGAAACCGACUUGGAACUGAUCGAGAUGACUGAGGGCUUUCUCAAGCAUGCGAAAAGGUCUUCUCGGGUACAGACAGGAAGAACGAUGUUCGGUGAUAAGGAGAGAUGA
Messenger RNA from Alternaria ethzedia, 477 nucleotides. RefSeq lists its product as uncharacterized. The record is from RefSeq and is a predicted model, not a curated record. Bases 1 to 477 code for a protein of 158 amino acids. Lineage: Eukaryota; Fungi; Ascomycota; Dothideomycetes; Pleosporales; Pleosporaceae. The transcript is spliced from 2 exons.